Messenger RNA from Megalopta genalis, 963 nucleotides. NCBI's taxonomy places the organism in Eukaryota, Metazoa, Arthropoda, Insecta, Hymenoptera, Halictidae. The record is from RefSeq and is a predicted model, not a curated record.
CUUCGAAGAAAGCUUCGGAGUAGCUUCCUUUCUUUUAGCUUUUCUUGCGGGUCUCGUCUUUGCGAAUGGUGUUCCGAUUUAUUCGGCGAUAAAUAAUUGAAUUCAAUUUCUCGCUAUGGUUUUUCUCGGACGAACUUCGUUGAUCGCUAUGAAAACAGUCGUCGGUCUCAAUUUGUGAUUUUUCUGGAAAAAUGUCGAACCUAAAACAUACAAUUAUUUAACGCGUCGAGCAUAAAUGUCGCCGGUAAUUACUAUUUAAUUGGUAUGAACGUCAAGCUAGUGGAAUUAUGGGUGCCAGAAACGACAGACGAUCUUUGACGGUCGAUAUGAGAUCGUCGGAGCAUCCGUUGGAAAUGAAAAAUGUGAUACAAGUCAGCCGAUCUGUCGUUCGGAAUUUAACAAACGGACAAGACCAGGAAUCGGUAGACUUUGAAAAGAGCGAGGAAGAGUGGAUCCGCAAAUUGGCAUCAAUCGACAACGAGCAUUCGGAAAAGUAUGGUUUGACCGAACGCAACAUAGACAAACUCUUUCAGAAUCUGGAUCGCAAGUACUUGUCCGCGAAGGCUGAUCGACCCUGCCCCAUGGAGUCGGAUACAGUAACGAACUGCUUAAAAGAGAACAAAGAAGAGAGUUUCAGCUGCACCAAGGCGGUCGACAAGUUUAAAACGUGCAUCGAUAAAUCUUACCACGACACCGUUCGCAAAGACGAGACCCGCAAGAAAAGCAAAAAGAAAGGGAGCUACUCCGAAGAUUUCUUCGAAGGGACGUGUUAGAAUUCAUCCGUGGAAUCGACGAAGUGUAAUCAACAAAGUAAAAAUUGACGAAAGUGAAAUAAAGUACAUUCGGGUUUCAACGAAAGAUAACUUUGGUCAAAUAAAAUCAGCAAUGUUGCAUAAAGUGCAAGGACUAUUUAUUGCUGUCGAUUGCCAUUGUGAAUUAUAAAAUACACUUUAAUGAAUAGAG